Messenger RNA from Symbiodinium natans, 654 nucleotides. The record is from the annotation of a GenBank genome assembly. Lineage: Eukaryota; Dinophyceae; Suessiales; Symbiodiniaceae.
AUGGCGGUGUUUGAGUGUCCGCAGCCUGAGCAGAUGCUGGCACCAUGGCCUGCUUUUGGGGGUAACCACAAUCCCGCCGGAGGGGCGGGCAGUACAGACUUAUCCGCGACAUGCAACGGGUACGUGCAGGGCCUGGAGGCUACUCGAGAUUCUCGAGAUGCCUCUUUUGCCAUGCAACCCGAAGUGCCGGAAGAGCCUUUGAGUGUUGGUAGCUUGGGCCAUCCCAUCGCCUGCCGUCGUCCAUGUGUGUACAUGACGAAGAAUGCUGAAUGCCAGAAUGGCCGUGCCUGUGGCUUCUGCCACUGUCAGCAUCCGCGCGAGGUGAAGCUGGACAGGGACCAGCGUGCGAUGCUCCACAAGCUUCCCUAUGGCGACUUCUUGGAGAUCAUCUCGGAGGUAUUGGAGGCCAAAGCGGCAGAGGCCGCACGGCCAAUUGUUUGGGAGGCCGUCCGCAUGUUGGAGGAAGAGGCCAAGCUCGCAGGAAUCUCCGUGCAAGGGCACGAUUUGAAUGCCAAGGCCCUCAAGAGACUCAAGAAGAGACUGGCACAUCUGAACGUUGUGAGUUUGCUUGCGUUGGCAAAUCGCAGAUGCCAGGGCAGCAUGAGCACCGAACUUGUACAAAUUGCUGCAGAGCUUCGCUUCCAAGCAGAGUGA